Messenger RNA from Phyllotreta striolata, 3117 nucleotides. The record is from the annotation of a GenBank genome assembly. Lineage: Eukaryota; Metazoa; Arthropoda; Insecta; Coleoptera; Chrysomelidae.
CGACGCUCGACGCUCCACCGCUCAGUCUGUCGACGUCGACGGCGCUCGCUCGAUCACCCACAGGAUCCGGUCGCUGCGUUGGCGACGAAGCGCGGAACGUCCGACGGCGAGUUUGCUGCGCUCGCACGCGACUAUUUCGUUUUUUCCGGGCGGUAUUUUUUUUUUUGGUUCUCUUCUCCGGCGGACAGUUGUUGUGCGUUUGGGGGACAUCCGAGGCGUUUGGAUGAAGCUGGGGUUUUUUAAGCGAACCGGCGACUACCCGACCAGAAAACCGACUCGUACAUCAACAACAACGAUGUCGAUAGAACGUUUCAAGUAAAUAAUACCCAGUGUCACGGCACCCCCGCAUCCUUUUGAUGUAAUGCGAAAUAAACUGAACGCUACCGCGUGCGCGGCCCUCUUGGAUGGAGUGAACUUCGCCGAUUCGCAUUUGUUGCUCUCGCUAUCGGUGCUCGCUUUGAUCAACGUGAUGGUGAUAGUGGGCAAUUGUCUCGUCAUCGCCGCCGUCUAUUACUCGUCCAAGUUGCGUUCGGUCACGAAUUUCUUCAUUGUGUCGCUGGCCGUCGCCGAUCUCAUGGUGGGCGUCGCCGUCUUGCCCUUUUCCGCCACCUGGGAGGUCUUCAAGGUGUGGAUAUUCGGCGACGUCUGGUGCCAAGUGUGGCUGGCGGUGGACGUGUGGAUGUGCACGGCGUCCAUCCUGAAUUUGUGCGUCAUCUCGUUGGACCGCUACGUGGCGGUGACCCGCCCGAUAACGUACCCGAGCAUCAUGUCCCAUUCGAGGGCGAAGGGCCUGAUCGCCGGCCUGUGGAUACUGAGCUUCGUGAUAUGCUUCCCGCCGUUGGUCGGGUGGAAGGACAGCAGGAAGCCGGAGCAAGAAUACCUCGCCGGCGUCGAGACGGAAGGCGUCGACGUUAACUCGACCGGGCAUCGGCGGGAGCUCGAAGAGAACCCGCACUGUCCUUGGCAAUGCGAGCUCACUAACGAGGCCGGAUACGUUGUUUACUCGGCCCUCGGCUCGUUUUACAUACCUAUGUUCGUCAUGCUCUUCUUCUACUGGAGGAUAUACAGGGCGGCCGUCCGCACCACCAGGGCCAUCAAUCAAGGCUUCAGGACCACCAAAGGUAAAGGCUCCAAGGGUAUCGGUAACAGGUUCGACGAGCAGCGGCUGACGUUGCGCAUACACCGAGGACGCGGCUCUUCGGGCAGAAGGCCCUACGGCUCGCCGCACAGCAACGGCAGCAACAGCACGACGACGACGGGCAGCGCCAGCGCCAGCCCCAGCCCUUCGACCAGGGGCCGCAAGGAGAAGGUCCAGAUCAGCGUGAGCCAUCCGUCGAGCGAGAAUUUGGCGCCUACAUUGCUAGCUGUGACGCCGACGUCGCCGAUGACGCAGCCCUCCUACGCCGUGCACUACUCGGUCAACGGGAAGGACUCGUCGACGAGCACGCUGAGCAAGCCGGGCGCCGCCGGCCAGGAGACCCACCUGCGCGUCCACCGGCUCGGCUCCUACCGCAGGCCGUCGUCGCGGCGGUCGAGCAGCUGCGACAGCACCUGCGAACGGGCGUCGAGCCCCAGCUUCAGCGGCUGCGAGGAGACCGGCAACACCAAGAGGGCCAUGUCGAAGCGGAUGGGCAGGAGGAACAUCAAGGCUCAGGUGAAACGAUUUCGCAUGGAAACGAAAGCCGCGAAAACGCUAGCCAUAAUAGUAGGUGGAUUCAUCUUCUGUUGGUUGCCGUUCUUCACCAUGUACCUAGUGAGAGCUUUCUGCCAAGACUGCAUACAUCCUCUUCUAUUUUCGACGCUGUUCUGGCUGGGCUACUGCAACAGCGCCAUAAAUCCUCUAAUCUACGCGCUAUUCUCCAAAGAUUUCAGGUUCGCCUUCAAAAGGAUAAUCUGCAAAUGCUUCUGCACGAACAGACAGCGGGACUCCAGACGGGGAUCGGACGGGUCCCAGUUGCAGGGCAAGCAUUUCAGAACGCCCAGCUAUAACAUCCAAACGCAGGGGAACUCCCUGGGCGACGACAGCGACCCCGGGGGUGAAAUCACCGAUUCCAGGUGACGCAGUGCCAAAAAGGGCAUCAGCAAGAUGCACGAGGAAAAGGAAUCGGUCCUGAAAGUGGCCAUGUGCAUGAUGGUUGGCUGACAAAGCGAAAAUUUCGGUACCGGAAACACUUCGGUAUAAGUAGAUAGAGUCUAUCUGCAACAGAAUACACAAAGUCGUGGUGCUGAGAAUUUAUAUUUAUAAUUAUACACCUAAUUGGUAAGUUACUAGAAAAAUACUUACUGUUCGAUUGUACUUAGUAAACCGUGUAUAAAAUGUAAAGAAAAUAAACAAUUUAAGCGUCUUAAUGUCUCCCUGUGCCGGGGAAAGGAAACUAACGUAGGUAGCUUAAAAGGAUUUUCUGUCGAGUUGCGAUAAUACUUUGCGGUCCUUUAAUUCUAUUUUUUAUUACCCCCACGAUACUAAAACCAGGGAAACUAAGAUGAUGGUUUUAUUUGUAAAAUUUACCAGCAAAGCAGUUGCAAUGAGAGGGAUUAUUUUAACAACACUUACCUAUUCUGAUUAAAAGAUUUUUCUCAUAUCGUUUUUUAUACGAAUUUUAUUUUAACAGUCGCAUAAGCAUAUUUAUAUGUGCAUUUAAAGUAAUACCAAUCAUAUUUACUGUUAAACAUUUGUAUUUAAAAAUAUGUACAGACAGGGUAGAUUUCACUUUUGUAUUGUUCAUAUGUAGGUACUGGAAAAUUUUAAAAGUUAAAUGAUAUAUUGUUAAAUAUGUAUUUUGAGAUUUUCUCGUCCGUGAACACAAAUUCACGAUAACAAUAUAGUCUAGUCAAUAAAAAAGCGUAGACUAAUUAGAAAUAGCAAUUACCUAAAUGUGUUACAAUGUCCAAAAUGUAUCGAUGUCCAUUAUUAUUGUUGUUAUGAAUUAUUGAAUUUUAAACCUCAUUGUGGAAUAGUUGAGGCAAAACAACUAUUUUUGGGAAAUACGCUUCACUUUCAGAAAAAGUAAAACUUAGAUUGUAAGUGUAUAAUAUUGUAGAAAAUUGUAGAUUAAAUUACGCUAAAUCAUCUCUAUAAAGAAACAAUUUCUUUAAAAAUUUACUGCUUUAAAGGCG